AACGGCGUGCUGAGACAAGCGAAGCCAAAUGUUUUUCUUGCCUGAGCUCGCGCCCCAAGCGACAAGCAACGAGGUAUUCAAGGAAGGCAGCGAGGAGGCACAGGUAGCAGCGUUGGAGAAGGAUCUGGAGGCCAAGAACGUGGCGAUUCGCGAUUGGCAGAAGAACAGCACUAUUAUCGGCAAGGCUGACGCGCCAGCGGACGUGCGCGAGGGCUUGGACGAGGAAGAACUGAACGAGGGCUCCAUCGACGAUGGUGAGGACGAGGAUGGUGAGGAGGAGCUGUAGCUUCCCAGCACAACAUAGGAGCGUGGAGCCGCUGGCUCAGCGGCAGCGGGUCUAGGCUGUCAGCCGCCUUCGGCUGGUGGCAUGGCGACCCAGGUGGAACGCAUCAAGUGGGUGAAGGGCACCAAUUUCAUUGUGGAUGGCUUCGCCUUCACCUCCCCCAAGUGCAAGCACUACUUCCUGACGCACGCACACUCCGACCACACUAUCGGGCUGCGCAAGAGCUUCAGCGCGGGCGUCAUCUACUGCUCCCAUGUUACCGCCCGGCUGCUCAUCCACGACAUGGGCAUACGGCCCGAGGUGGUGCGGCCGCUGGAGGUGGGUGUGCCGGUGGUCAUCUCGGGUGUGCGCGUCACGCCGCUAGACGCCAACCACUGCCCCGGCUCUGUAAUGUUCCUGUUCGAGGUGCCGGUGCCUACAGCCGGCCGGCAGCAGGCGGCUGCUGGGGCAGAUGCGGCUGGAAUUUGCGGCGGCGGCGGUGGCGCAGCAGCAGCAGCGGAGGCGGCGGCGAUUGGAGUGAAGGCGGAGGCUGUGAAUGGGGUGGAGGCGGGCGCGCUGGUGGCGGAUGAGGCCGGCAUGGGCACCGCGGCUGGCAUGCAACAUGUUGCGGGGCAGCAGGCGGCAGACGAGCACAUAAAGAGGGAGGUGGAGGAAGAGGAGAACUGCAGCUGCCAGGGCGGCGGCAAUGAGGAUGAAGAGACUGGUGAGCUGUCGCGCGGCGCGGAGCUAGAGGCCGGGUGUCAGCAGCUCGCGGCUCUCGCAGCAGCAGCCGCAGCGGGUGGGACACAGCACCGCUCCAAGGCAGCAGGAGCGACAUCAGAGGCGCGUCAAGAGGAGCUCACGCAAACGGGCGAUGGUGACAGCGCGCCGGCUGUAGAGGGCGCCGGCAGCCCCAGCGCAAGGGUUCCGGGCACCGCUGGCGCCAGCGGCAGUGCUAGCAUGGGUGGCUGUUCUGGUGGCAUGGCGACACACAACAUCCUCCACACCGGAGACAUGAGGUGGCAGCGCUGGAUGCGCGACCAGCCCGGCCUGGCGGGUGUGCGGGUGGACACGCUGUACCUGGACACCACCUACGCCCUGCCGCGGCACCGGCUGCCACCGCAGACGGAGGCCAUCGCCAUGAUGGUGCAGGCUAUGCGCGAGGCGGUGGCUGAGGAGCCGGCCACGCUGUUUGUGGUGGCAGCCUACCACAUCGGCAAGGAGCGCGCCUUCCUGGGCGCCGCGCAGCAGCUGGGAGCCAAGGUCUGGGCCGCGCCCGACAAGCGCAAGGUGCUGGCGCUGCUGGACCUGGCGCCGGAGCAGGCGGCGCUGCUGGAGGAGCGGCCGGAGGCGGCGGACAUACACGUGGGCGGCUGGGGGCUGAAACACGAGGAGCUGCAGGCGUACUUGGCUAGCCACAAGGGCUCGCGGUGGAAGCGGGUGGUGGGCAUCCGGCCGACAGGCUGGACGUUCCGGCGGAAGGGCGGCGUGUCGGUGUGGCGCGAGGGCGAAGUGUCCAUCCUGGGAGUGCCCUACAGCGAGCACAGCAGCUGGACCGAUCUGUGUGACGCGGUAUCUCAGCUGCGGCCGCAGCGGGUGGUGCCCACCGUCAACGCCGCCACGCCAGCGCACCGGCGCUCGCUGGUGGACCGCUUCGCGCACCUGAUGGACCUCAGCACGGACCGCAGCAGGCUGGAUGUGUACCUGUCGCGCGCAGCCGAGGCCGCGCGGGUCAAGAUUGAAGCCGGCGACACGCUUGCUUCUGACGCGGCUGCUGCGGCUAGCCACGCAGGCAGUGCCACUGCUGCUGCCGCCGCCGCCGUGUGCCGAGUGGACCUGGCGGCGGUGGACGUGGGCGAGCAGGAGCGAAUCCUGGCGCAGGUGCAGGAGCAGCACAGGCGGCGGCAGGAGAUGCAGCAGCGGCGGACGCAGCUGCAGCAGGCGCAGCAGCAGCGGCGGCAGGCCGUGCAACAGGCGGGGAAGGGCAAGGGGCGCAAGCGAGACCGGGCCGAGGAUGGCAGGCCAGCGGAAGAGGCCGAAGGGGGCGCCCUGAGCGGCCGCUGCAGUGGCGAUGACGAGGAGGCUGCGGCUGGGACAGCCAAUGGACGGCAGCUGUUGCAGCGGCGACGUCAGUCCAGCGGUGUGCUGCCGCGAGGGAGCCAUGGCGGGGGUACGCCCGUGCCGGCUGCUGCGGCCGCAGCAUUGCGUACGCCAGCACCCGCAGUACGGCGGAGCAGCUGCGGCCCGGCUGCCACCGGCACUUGCAUGGUGGACCUCACGAUAGACGACGAAACGGAUGAGGAUGAGCAGAAACAGCAGGUGCAGGAGCCCAGCCCGAGCAGGAAUGAGCAGAGCGGCACGGCGAGCAAGGUGGCGCACACGGCCAUUGAGGAUGGGGGCGCGCAGGCCGCAGGGGCCGAGCACGGCAGCAUACGCCGCUUCCUGGAGAAGCGGGCUGGUAGGAAGGAGUAGCAAGGAACGGGAGGACUGGAGGAGCUUGUGCAAGAACCUGUGCACGAUCUGAGCCUUGCGGGGCUCCUCCUGCAAGCGGACUGUGAUGCAAGCGCAGCUGUGAGGUACAUAGUCCUGGCGCGACUGGCUAGGCCAUAAAAUACGGUUCCUGUGGUCAAAAUGGACUUGGUAGGCGAGGUUGAGGGAAUCAAGGCUUUGGGCGGAACCAGCGAUUGGACCCGCCAGCACGGCAAAACACACACGGCGCGGAAGCCCCCGGCCGCACCAGUUGACCAGGCCGUUCGCUCACACGAACAACCUUAUACAAAUUGCCAAUGCAGCUACUCUACUGCGUUGCAGUACACAGUGAUUUUGCUUGCAACAGCCCGAGACACA
Chlamydomonas reinhardtii is the source of this 3109-nucleotide messenger RNA. RefSeq lists its product as uncharacterized. Gene Ontology annotation, molecular function: damaged DNA binding; 5'-3' DNA exonuclease activity. Gene Ontology annotation, biological process: interstrand cross-link repair; protection from non-homologous end joining at telomere; double-strand break repair via nonhomologous end joining. The coding region runs from base 368 to 2734 and encodes 788 amino acids. The transcript has 12 exons. NCBI's taxonomy places the organism in Eukaryota, Viridiplantae, Chlorophyta, Chlorophyceae, Chlamydomonadales, Chlamydomonadaceae. The record is from RefSeq and is a predicted model, not a curated record.